AUGUCAGAAUCUAAAAAUGAAUCCGAAUAUGAUAGGGUGCAAGAAGAGCGUCUACCAACUCUGUACGAGGUCUUAUUGAGGAAAUCAACCGCACCUUUAGAUUCGUGGGAAUUUUACACGUAUCUUUCACAAUUCCCAUAUGCGAUCGAUUACUUAGAUUUUUGGAUUGAUCUCAUGGCACACAUAAGGCUUUGUAAAGAUUACAUAAGAGGCCUGAGAGACUCCAUUCAGUGGAGCAGCAUGGCAGAUGCAGAGGACGACAGAGAUCUUGAAGGUAAAGAAGGUCAAAGAUUCUCUUUAACGUCCUCUGUUCUGCUCAAUGCAUUGCUGAAUGAAGGUUAUCUAGAUCACGAUGACAAUCACAGAAUAUCGCUGUUUUUACAGGGCAACACGGAGGAGUCGCAAUAUAUAUCGCAUUUAGUCAACACUUGGAAAGUUCAAUCAGGGUCGAAUGAAAAGGAAACCAAGGAAAGGAAGGAAACGCUUCCUUCGAUGAUCGAUUUGAUUAUCAGAAAGGAAAAUAAGGAGGGUCGUUCAAGAAUAUCUAGCAAGCAAUUGGCAAACAGCGCUAUGGGGAUAUGUAAUAUAUAUCUGAUGUCCCCAGAACAAAGUCCCAAAUACCUAAUAAACGUACCAGAUGGUCUCAAAAAGGAACUCCUGUACAAGAUUCGAACAGAACGUCGACAUGAUCCAGAAGUGUUCGAUGACCUGAAAAAGCUUGCAUAUCAAUUUUUGGAGAUCGAUUGCUUCCCCAAGUUCCUGAGCACCGUUGCCCUACACAAUAUCCACGACCAGAUUACCAAUUGGCGUUUCACAAACGAGCUUAAAAAGGAGCAGAAUGUACAUCAUUCAAUGUCCCCUUACUCAAAUUACACCGCCUUAAGCAGAAUAGCUACAGGUCUGUUUGUACUCGGUCUGGGCUUCUGGAUCGGAUACGUUUUGAUCUUUCUUCACUACAGUCGGGGAAUUCGUGUCGUCACAAUCGUUCCCUUUUUCAUUGGCUGCUAUUCAAUAGUCUGCGGCUUCUAUCAAGUGGACAUCCUUUAUGCAUUCUUUGGAUAUACACAGCUUCUAAUGGAUGACCCAAUCACUUUCUCGAAGGAAUACACAAAUGAGCCUGAAAGACGUAAAGCUCCUACUUUUUUCAGACUUCUAGGAGGCAGAUCAAGACUCAUCGUAAUACAACAUCCCUUUACAAGGCAACUUCUGUUUAAGAGAGGCAUAUGGUGCCUAUGUCUGGUCCUCAUAUUUACGGCUAUACUGACCGUGAUAUUCAGUUGUGUACCCAGCUAUAGGCUCUAG
Molecule: messenger RNA, 1302 nt
Organism: Zygotorulaspora mrakii
Lineage: Eukaryota; Fungi; Ascomycota; Saccharomycetes; Saccharomycetales; Saccharomycetaceae
Gene: RAX1
Product: Rax1p
Exons: 1
Coding region: 1-1302 (433 amino acids)
Biological process (GO): intracellular protein localization
Cellular component (GO): plasma membrane
Source: RefSeq, a predicted model, not a curated record